AUGCUUUCAUCGUCAAUCGCACUUGCUCGAGAAUUUCCCGAUAGUGGCGAGAACAAGACGGAGAUACAUCCAUACGGCACGGCAGAUGCCUACACGGAUAAAGACCGAAUCGUUGAAUUACUUAAUCGACUAAGCUCAAGGAUGGCAGACGCUGACAUCCAUACUUGUGAAGAAUUAUGCUGUGGAUUCUACGACUGCCGUCAUCAACACAAAACGAACGACUUUCUUGUUGAGGUCAAACCCUCUGGAGGACGCUCAACUAAUAAAAAGAAUCAUGUUCUUUCCCCUUGGGUUUUGGGAUACUCGAAAGGCGAAAUUGACGAAAUUAAAGCCGCUGGCGAACGAAGUGAUUAA
This is a messenger RNA of Plasmopara halstedii, 354 nucleotides long. RefSeq lists its product as uncharacterized. The coding region runs from base 1 to 354 and encodes 117 amino acids. The transcript is spliced from 5 exons. The record is from RefSeq and is a predicted model, not a curated record. NCBI's taxonomy places the organism in Eukaryota, Oomycota, Peronosporomycetes, Peronosporales, Peronosporaceae.